AAAAGCAAAACACGCACACUUUGUUCCGUGGUCGGCUCCUCGUCGUAAAGUCGCAUAUUUUCGUCUGUCGUCCAUCGUCCGGCGUGCUGCUCCGUGUGGAAAAACGCAAUUUUCCGGCGAAAAACGUCGCGAGGGUGCCAAACCCGAAGUUCAAAGUGCGUAAAACCAUCAGUCAAGGUCAGCUUGGUGGGUUGAUGGUUGUUUUCUGGGGCGGGUGAAAAUGUGACGAGAUUUGUCGUGAAAUUGAAGUGGGUUUAGUGAAGGCAAGUUUUGAAAGUUUGCACUAAUUCAGUUUGUAGCAAAGGCAGAGGAAAAUCUGUGACAUAACUUAGCCGAUCGGUUUAAAUGUGUUGGUGGAUUUAGUAAUAAUAUUAUGUAGUAAUUUAAAUGAUUAAAGAUUAGUAGCCGAUGUUUGCUGAAGACUUAAAACUGUUUUGAGGUCAACGUACAGAAAGUUUUCGACCAUGAAGCCGUAAACAAUGGCUUUGUUUUGUCCAUUUGAAUAGAGCAACAACUUAUAAUACAAAGUGAUUGACCCGUUGCAGCGCGAGUUGGACGUCGUCGUUGGUUGAGCAAGGAAUUCGCUAGAAUUCGAAGAACGCAAUCAACUCUUAGAUCAGAAGUGGGUCCCAAGUGGACGAUUCGUGACAAAUGAUUAUUUAACGAGGAGAAAGAUAGUGUUCGACAGUGGAGGACUCUAUUAUUGGCACCACUCCACACGGCAGAUUGGCAUUACGAGGAGGUGGCCAAGGCGCCAUUCGCGAGUGUCGCGAGCGUGGGUGGAGAUUCAAGUCGUGGGUCGACGACGACUACGAGAAAUCAAGUUUCUUUUGUGCACGUUGAACUAGAUUAGAUUGUGUGGUUUGUCCAAAGCCGGAUUCGUGAUCGUAAAAGGACAACGUUCAAGUUUAGAUCGGUUAAUUCAAUCGCAGGAAAAAAAAGAAGAAGCAAACCAUGAAGAGCUAGAACAACCGUCCUCCUAGGAAAGGUCGACACUUUCUUCCAAGUUGUUGCAAGUUGCAUCGAGCGAAAACAAAAAAAAACCAGCGCGCUGGCAGCCGAACCGGAAAUUGCGACGGAGGAGGUGGAGGUGACUGUGGUGGUGGUGGGCGCCGUCCAGGUCGUGAGCAUGGAACCCGAGGAGGAGGAGAACGAAGACGGCGGGGACCUGUUGAAACAGGUUGAAGAGUGCGAGGAGACGGGAGACGGCGAGCAAUCAGAACCCCUCCCCUCGCCGGGCAUCCUCCCGUCCAGCUCGUUCGCCGGCAGCAUCUCCAACCUGAGCGAUGGCUCGUCAGCCACAGCCAUCGCCGGAACCACGCCCACUCCCGCCCAAUCCAACAACGGCGGAUCAACUACCGGUGGUGGCCCCAGCUCCCAAGCCGGUUCCAGCCGGCCCCGGAUGGACAUUGCGUGCGUCAUCGACACGAGUUCCGGCCAGCGGGGGGUCGCGUUCGAGGAGUUGAAGUGCGCUUGCGCGCAGGUUGGCGCCAAUCUGGAGCUGCUGGAGUUUGAGAAGCUGGACUUUGGGGAGCUGAACACGGUGGAUAGCUUCUACAGUGCGGAUGUGGCGGUCGUGGAUUUGAGCGUGCAGGUUCAGCAGAGUACGCUGUGCUAUCAUCUGGGGGUGCGGGAGAGCUUCGAGAUGAAGGAGAAUAUUGUGAUUUAUGAGGAUGAGGAGAGUGAGGCGACGCUGCGGAUGAAGAUUUCGUGCGGGAAUUAUACGUUUGUGCCGUAUCGGGUGGUGGAGGGGGGGAGGGGUUGUGUGGUGACGAAUCCGGGAAAGGGAGGGUACUUGGAGGAGGUCGAGUGUAAGGUUGGGUUGUUGGGGCGGUUGAGGAAGAUCUUCCAGGAUGUGGAGAUUCAGUCGAAGGCGCACUUGAGGGAGAAGUUUAUGGCUGAUUUGCGGAGUUUGCGGGAUCAGUACGCGGGGAAUGUUGAGGAGUUGCAGAAGAUGCUGCGGAAUAUGCGGCGGAGGUUGGACGAUCCGCACGUGCUCUCGAAGGAGAUUGUGCAGACUUAUAUGCUGUCGUUGAGGGAUGUUCAGGACUACGAUGCGAUGGUGCAGCUGGUGGAUGAUUUGCAGACGGUGCCGAACAAGCAGAACUACAUCAACACGGGGAACAUGAACUACUUGUACGCUUUUGCGUUGAAUCGGCGGAACAAGGAAGGUGACCGGGAUAAGGCGUUGAAGAGUUGCACAAAAGCGCUGGAGAAGAAGGAGAACCACUUUCCGGAUAUGCUGUGCCUGUGCGGUCGCAUCUACAAGGACAUCUUCGUCGAGUCCAACCGGACCGAUCAGGAAUCGCUGCAGAACGCCAUCACCUGGUACCGGAAGAGCUUCGAGAUUCAACCCAACGAGUUCGCCGGCAUCAACUUGGCCACGCUGCUCGUGAUCGAGGGGAAGGACUUCUCCGACACGGAACUGCAGCACAUUGGGAUGGUCCUGAACAACCUGAUCGGCAAAAAGGGUUCACUUUCCUCGAUCAAAGACUACUGGAACGUGGCGACCUUCUUCGAGAUCUCCGUCCUCGCGGAAAACUACGCCAAAGCAAUCCAAGCCGCAGAGUGCAUGUUCCGCCUAAAGCCCCCCAAGUGGUACCUCAAAUCAACCAUCGGCAACAUCACCCUAAUCGACUACUCGCGACGAAAAUCCGACGAAUCCUCAAUCUCCAUCGAGCAGCAAAUCUUCCAGUUCUGGAUGGAGUUUUUCCUGGAAGCCACCAACGCUGAACCCUCCUCCACCGUCCGCUUCCCGAUCCUCAUCCAGGAAACCCAGAAGAUCCUGAUGCCCUCGUACGUCGUAAUCCACAUGAACGCCGAGCAGAAAUCCAUCGACAUCGCCAACAUCUGCCAGCAGCACGCCAAGAACGAAUGCCGCAAAGUGCACAACUUCAACUUCCUCGCGUCCCAAAUCAAAUCCGUCAGCCUGUACAAACGCGACGAACGCUGCGCCUACCUCUACGUCCAGCAAAACUCCGACGACUUCCAGAUGUACUUCCCGCCCCAGUGCCGCCAGCAGUUCUACGACCUCAUCCUUCAAAUGACCGCCGACCAGGGCAGCGGCUUCAUCGAUCUCUCCACCGAAACCACCGCCGACGAAAUCAAGUACGAGUACGAACUCGACGACCAAAACCGCCGCAUCGUCCUCGGCCGCGGCACCUACGGUUCCGUCUACGCCGCCCGCGAUCUCAACACCCAGGUCAAAAUCGCCGUCAAAGAAGUCCCCGAGAAAUUCAGCCACGAGGUCCAACCCCUGCACGAAGAAAUCAAACUCCACUCCCAACUCCGCCACCGCAACAUCGUCCAGUACUGGGGCUCCAAGUCCGAAGACAACUACUUCAAAAUCUUCAUGGAGCAAGUCCCCGGCGUCCUCUCCGCUCUGCUCCGCUCCAAGUGGGGCCUCAAGGACAACGAAGCCACCAUCGCGUUCUACUCUAAGCAAAUCCUCGAAGGACUCAAAUACCUCCACGACCAGAAAAUCGUCCACCGUGACAUCAAAGGCGACAACGUCCUCGUCAACACGUACAGCGGCGUCGUCAAAAUCUCCGACUUUGGCACGUCCAAACGCCUGGCCGGCAUCAACCCCAUCACCGAGACCUUCACCGGCACCCUCCAGUACAUGGCCCCGGAAGUGAUCGACCAGGGUGUCCGCGGGUACGGCCCGGCCGCCGACAUUUGGUCGUUCGGGUGUACUGUCGUCGAGAUGGCCACCGGAAAGCCGCCGUUCGUGGAGUUGGGUUCGCCACAGGCGGCCAUGUUCAAGGUGGGAUUCUACAAGAAGCACCCGGAGAUUCCGGCCGAGCUGUCGCCGAUAGCGAGGAACUUUAUCAAGCGCUGCUUCGAGGUGGACGUGCUGAAGAGGGCGACGGCGGCCGAGCUGAUUGAGGAUGCGUUUUUGUCGGACAAACACAAAAAAAUGCGCGCCUCAAUCUCCGCCAUCCCGUCCGGAUCGGCCAGCGGGGCGGCUUCCGCCGCGGCCACCAUGAGCACCGCCGAGUUCGCACGCAGCGUCAGCAUGCCGGCGGAUCGGCACGUCAGCAAGACGCUCACCUCGCAGCAAAGUUCCGCCAGCUGCAACACCCCGACCAUCAACUCGGAGUCAGAAUGCACUGCGCCCACAUUUGCCUCGACCAGAUCGGCGUCCAUCCGGAAGAACAAACAUCUUGCCCAUCUGACGCCGAUUCAGAUGCCAAACCGAAUCGGCAGCAUUGGGAAUCUCGCGGAAACGCCAUCACUCGAGAUUGAGUCUAUUGAUCCCAAUCCGGGCGGAUUUCAGCUAAACCGGAGAAGUUCCUCCGGAGGACUACUAUCACCUGAGGUCGAACUCCCGUCCACCUCGAGCAAAUCUCCCCUCCUGAAUGGCACCGACGCCAACGAGAGCGACGGCUUCUACCUGCUGAAGAAGGACUCCCAGCGACGCGCGACCCUGCACCGAGUUCUGGAGCACGACGAGCGCAAGAUCUGCCACGUGUGGAUGGAGAAGAUCGUCUCGGACCGGAAGGAGGCGGUCGUGAUCAGCAUGAGCCACCUGGAGGUGCUGAUCAAGGCGCUGCGGACGUACAUUACGGAGCAGAAGAAGGAAACGCUGGAGGGCGUCAUCGCGGGGUUGAAGAAGGCUUUGGACUUUGACUCGACGGCGAUCGAUCAUCUGCACCUGGCGAUGUAUUUGUUCCAGGACGCGGUCAUUUCGGUGCUGCGCUCGCACAACAUCAAGCCGCACUGGAUGUUUGCGUUGGACAAUCUGGUCAAGAGUGCGGUUCAGGCGGCGAUCAUAAUUUUGUCGCCGGAACUGGGCAGGAAUUUGGCCGGGCAUGGUCACAACGAUGAGGACGACGACGAUGAUGAGGAUCGUCCGAGGAGGCACUCGCGGCAUGGUCGUGGAGCUGCCGGGGGAGGUGGUGGUGAGGCGCCAGCCAGAGGUGCGCGUGGAACCGACGACGAUGAUGAGGAGGGGGAUGACGAUGAUGACGACGAUGGGGAAGUGUCCACGUCGGGCGUCGGCACCGUCAACUCGGUCACGCUGGCGAAACCGGCCAAGCUGAGCCGCUCGAAGGUGGUCCACGACCAGAUUACGGCCCUCCGGGCGGAGAACCUAAGACUGAUGGAAGAUCUGUACGAAUCUCACAAUAGCUACCACGCCGUGUUCCGAACGGCUCUCGAGGGACAUACCACGAACGCGGAGAUGGUGAAGGCGUUAGCCACGCAACUGAUGUCCGUCGCGAGGUACAGCAGCAGUACGGGUACCAUUGAGCGAGGCUCGCAAGGCUACGCCAGUGAAACGUCCGAAAGUCCGGGAAUUAUCCCGGUGGACGAAGUGGACGCGGUCAACAAUAACUUUUUGCGGCCGACGAACCCCCCGACGCUACACCGGCAGACGUCUCGCGGCGCCGUUUUUCAUCAGCAUCAUUUGGAGCGGACGAGGACGGCGUCGGCGACGGUUCGGGGAGCAGCGGGUUCGGUAGACCCGGAUCCACGGCUUGAGGAGUGGCUUGUCCAGCAUGGCAUUGGGGUGGCCGUGAGGAACACCAUUCACGGCGAGGAAUUUAGCUUCGAGGACUUUGUGUACGGCAUGGAGCAGGACGAUCUGAGGAGGAUCGGGUUGAGGGUCGGCACCGAGGUCAAACUGUGGCGCGCCAUCAGAACCUACCGGAGUCAGCAUCCCCUGCCUCAUCUCACAGAACCCGCCCCCUCCCAUUCCUCCUCCUCCCUGUCGACAGUCCUGGAUUCUACGCCCUCCACCGACGAGCCCCAACUCCGACGCCAACAGCCCCACCACAAACCGAUCUCCAACUCCAACAGCUGGGACUCGAGCCACUCGACGGCCACCUCGACCUCCUCCGAGUACGAGUCCUGCAACGGUGAGGGUUCGUGAAGUCGAAAGAGGCUGGCGGGUUCUUCCGGGGAAGAUUCCGAAAAGCGUCGAAAGCAGCAGCAGCACCCAUGAAUAUUGAGGCAAAAAUCAUCACCUAGUGUUUAAGGUCAAAACGUAUCCUGUUGUUUAAAAUUGUGUGGUAGUGUGUGUGUUUGGCUCAAACAAAAAUCAAGAAUCAACAAGCGAAAACGAGGUCUCUCUCACAAAAUUGGAUUGCUUUUAGUUUGUAAGAUGUUUCCCAUGAUCUAAGCGAUAAAGUGACCCAACCCAAGCUCCUCUAGACUAAGUUAGCAAUCAUGCAAGCAAUCAAUAAGCUAAGCAUCUUUGAAAAGUGCCUUUUCUCUUCUCUUCUGUUGAGCCUGCAAUAAUUGUAAGUGUCAAAACUGAAGCAAUACUAGUUUAUUUACUUCUCUAUCAUUUGCUGAAACAAUCGAAAUUGUUGAUAUUAGGCGCAGUUUAGGAUUAGUUACGCAGAAGCACACCGUAUGGAAUGCGUAUUAUUUUGCUGUUUUUGUUUGUUUUUUUUUAACGUGCUCGUUGUGCCCGUUUGCCAUACUGCUCUUAAUGUUAAGCUCAAAAAAGUAGUUUUGUAGGCCUAGGCUGUACCCCAUGUUAUACUGUAGUGUUUACACUGGCAAUAAAAUUGUUCGUUUUCCCUUCAAGCUUGAAGGGGAAUUAAAAUAUAAAAAAA
This is a messenger RNA of Culex quinquefasciatus (southern house mosquito), 6566 nucleotides long. RefSeq names its product mitogen-activated protein kinase kinase kinase 15 (gene Ask1). NCBI's taxonomy places the organism in Eukaryota, Metazoa, Arthropoda, Insecta, Diptera, Culicidae. Gene Ontology annotation, biological process: protein phosphorylation; MAPK cascade. The record is from RefSeq and is a predicted model, not a curated record. Gene Ontology annotation, molecular function: ATP binding; protein kinase activity; protein binding.